CUUUUUCAGUGCAAGACAUGAUUCUCUCCCUUGCCAGGACUCCAUUAUUGCGAACGGUCUCAGUAUCGACCUCUCGCAUUGUUCCAACAGUCAUUACUCGAAGAUGUCUGGCUACCACCACUGACGCUAAAGACACACAAAACCUGGUGGAGAAAAUUGUCCAAAAAUAUGCCCUAGACUUGCCUGAAGGAUAUUUGGUCAAGAGUGGCGACUACGUGACGAUUCGCCCUCAUCAUGUUCUUACCCACGACAAUACCGGUGCUGUUAUUCCCAAGUUCAAGUCCAUUGGUGCAACCAAGUUCAAUAACCCACGUCAACCGGUCUUUGCAUUGGAUCACGAUGUUCAAAACAAAAGCGAGAAGAAUAUUGAGAAAUACCGCAAGAUUGAACAAUUCGGAAAGGACCAUAAAGUUGAUUUCUACCCAGCUGGACGGGGUAUCGGUCAUCAAAUUAUGAUCGAAGAAGGUUAUGCCUUCCCAUACACUUUGACUGUGGCCUCUGAUUCGCACUCAAACAUGUAUGGUGGUAUUGGUGCUUUGGGUACACCCGUUGUUCGUACUGAUGCCGCUGCUAUCUGGGCCACUGGACGUACCUGGUGGCAAAUUCCACCUGUUGUUAAGGUCGAUCUUCAAGGAACUCUUCCAGCAGGUGUGACAGGAAAGGAUGUCAUCAUCACAUUGUGUGGUUUGUUCAACAAGGAUGAGGUUCUCAACACUGCAAUCGAAUUUCACGGCAGUGAGGAAACCAUGAAGGCAAUUUCGCUUGAGGAUCGUCUAGCUAUUGCUAAUAUGACCACUGAAUGGGGUGCUCUUGCUGGUGUCUUCCCAGUGGACGACUUGACCAUCGAAUACUUGCAGAAGAGACAAAAGCGCCUGGAAUUGGAACAAUUUGAGAAAGGAAAUGGCUCAGCCUCUCAUCCUCGCAUCAACGACCAAACCAUUCAAGAAUUGGUCAACAACCCUAUCAAGGCAUCUCCCAACGCCACCUACGCCAAGCGUUUGACUCUGGAUCUUUCAACUCUGUCGCCCCAUAUCUCUGGCCCUAACUCAGUCAAGGUUGCCAAUACCCUUGCUGCUUUGGAGAAGGAGGACAUUGCCAUUAACAAGGCAUACUUGGUCUCCUGUGUCAACUCCCGAGCUGGCGAUUUGCGUCAAGCCGCCGCUGUCAUGAAAGGAAAGAAGGUUAAGGAAGGUGUAGAAUUCUAUAUUGCAGCUGCUUCUUCAGAGGUUCAAAAGGAAGUUGUUGAAUCUGGAGACUGGGAUGUUCUGGUCAAUGCUGGUGCCAAGGUUCUUCCUGCUGGAUGUGGACCAUGCGUUGGAUUGGGUACAGGAUUGCUCAAGGAUGGUGAAGUCGGUAUUUCUGCCACCAACCGUAACUUCAAGGGUCGUAUGGGAUCCCCUAGUGCCAAGGCCUACCUUGCAUCACCAGCCGUGGUUGCUGCAUCUGCCAUUGCUGGAAAGAUUGUUGGACCCAACGGAACUACUCAAUCCACUGCAGAGCCCAAAUUCACCAUUGAAACUUUGAACACCAACAAGGAAGACGAUGAUUCCAGCAGCACUGAAGUUUUGCCUAACUUCCCAUCUACCAUCAAAGGAGAACUACUUUUCUGUCAUGCAGACAAUCUCAAUACCGACGGCAUUUACCCUGGAAAAUACACCUACAACGAUGAUAUGACCACAGACGAUAUGCGCAAGGUCGUCAUGGAGAACUAUGAUCCCAAGUUCGUUGAUAUUGUAAAGAAUUCUGAUGUCCUGGUUGGCGGUUUCAACUUUGGUACUGGCUCAUCUAGAGAGCAAGCUGCUACAGCCAUCAAGUCACGGGGCAUUACCAUCAUGAUUGCUGGAUCCUUCUCUGAUAUUUUCAAGCGUAACUCCAUCAACAAUGCACUUUUGCUUCUUGAAUCCCCUGAACUUGUCAAUGACCUGAAGAACAACGUUGGUACGUCUGAUCUGACCAAGCGUACUGGAUGGAAUGCGGAGAUCAAGGUUGGUGAAGGAAAGGUGAUUGUCAAGCAGGCUGAUGGUAGCGAAAAGGUCUACAAAGUUGGCGUUCUCGGCAAAAGUGUCCAAGAGUUGUGGUUGGAUGGUGGCCUUGAAGGCUGGGUGAAGCAGCGAUUGUAAAGCUGCAAUUGUAAAGUGACACGAAUUCUUUUUUUUUUCUUCUUCUUUUUUUUUUUUCAUCCACGUUUACAUAAACCCCAUUUUGCAAGAUCCCAAAAAUCUGUCAUGCUCAUAUUUAGAUCAAUAAAACGACUUUCCCUAAUUG
This is a messenger RNA of Umbelopsis ramanniana AG, 2265 nucleotides long. RefSeq lists its product as uncharacterized. Gene Ontology annotation, molecular function: homoaconitate hydratase activity; 4 iron, 4 sulfur cluster binding. The transcript has 3 exons. The record is from RefSeq and is a predicted model, not a curated record. Bases 18 to 2120 code for a protein of 700 amino acids. Gene Ontology annotation, biological process: L-lysine biosynthetic process. NCBI's taxonomy places the organism in Eukaryota, Fungi, Mucoromycota, Umbelopsidomycetes, Umbelopsidales, Umbelopsidaceae.